Messenger RNA from Magnolia sinica, 2609 nucleotides. Its product is annotated as protein STRUBBELIG-RECEPTOR FAMILY 8-like. Gene Ontology annotation, biological process: protein phosphorylation. Lineage: Eukaryota; Viridiplantae; Streptophyta; Magnoliopsida; Magnoliales; Magnoliaceae. Gene Ontology annotation, molecular function: ATP binding; protein kinase activity; protein binding. The coding region runs from base 252 to 2321 and encodes 689 amino acids. The transcript is spliced from 16 exons. The record is from RefSeq and is a predicted model, not a curated record.
UUUUUGAAUUUUUUAUAUACGGAGUAAUAGUUGUUGAUAAGCUCUGUUUUUGUUCAAAAUCAGUAAGUUCUUUCAUUUGAUUUUCUUUUUUAUUUGCCCUUUUAAAUUCAUUGCAGCCUGUUUGUUUGAUUUCUUUUUGUGUAAUCUCUGGGGUGUAUCACGCUUUUGUAUAAUCUCUCUUGAUUUAUGUCUAUCUUCUUACAAUUUUGUGUUUCUAUUUACAGGCAAACAUAGAUACAUAUCUCGUAUCAAUGGCCAAACAGCACACUAUGUUGCUUCUCUUUGCACUUCUAUUCUGGACAGUACUGUUUUCUGAAACAUCUGCAAUCACAGAUCCUUUGCAUGUCACAGCUCUGCAGGGCCUUUACAUCUCCCUGAACUUCCCACCCCAACUCACUGGAUGGUAUUUUGUUGGUGGUGACCCCUGUGGAGAAAGCUGGAAAGGAAUCAAAUGCUCUGGAGAUGCCAUUCAUUCCAUAAAAAUUUCUGGGCUACAACUCACUGGAACGAUGGGUUUUGAGCUUGCUAACCUUGGAUCACUUGAGGAACUGGAUGUCAGUAACAAUAGCAUCCACGGAAUAAUUCCUUUAUUUUUUCCCCCCAGGGUAACCCAUAUAAACCUGGCAUUCAAUCAGCUGAGUCAGAAUAUUCCAUUCUCCUUAGCUUCCUUGAAAUCUCUCCGUUAUUUGAAUCUGAGUCACAAUUCCCUCUCUGGUUCCCUUGGGGACAUAUUUACUGGUCUGAAGAAUCUAAAACAAAUGGAUUUAUCCCACAACAGUUUCACAGGAAAUCUGCCCAUUUCAUUUGUUACCUUGACGAGUCUUACUGCUCUUGACCUGCAGAACAACCUAUUUACUGGAUCAGUUAACUUCCUGGCGGGUCUCCCUCUAUCAUACCUUAACAUUCGAAACAACUACUUCAGCGGUGUUGUUCCUAAGCAAUUUGAACUCAUUUCAAAUCUCAGUAUUGAGGGAAAUAUAUUUUCGACCAACAAUGUCAAUCCACCACCAAAUAUCACUCCUGAAAAUAGGCCGAGCAGUCAGAGCAUCAGUAAUUCCACAUCAACUAAGAAUGAUAGCCAUGAUCAGAAAACGUUGGGGCGUUGGUCAAUGAUUGGGGUAACAGCAUUCCUAGUAACCUGUGUAGCAGCUUAUGUCAUAGUACACAUCCAUAUAUCCUGCAAAUGUCCGCUCGACUGGCUAGAGUGCUGCUUCAGGUCUCUGCUCUCUCUUCUGAACAGUCUGCCUAAUGGUGCACCAACAGAGAGUCCAGAGCAGUUGUCUGUUGAUUGUUAUUCUCUGGCCAGUCCAAGGCCUCUGCUCACCAUUCAUAAAGACAGAUCUAAAACAUUCCAUGAAAGGAUAAAACACACAAAAAGAAAUGAAACCCCGAUGACUGCGAUAUUAUACAACAUGACAGAACUGCAAGCUGCUACAAACAACUUCAGUGAAGACAACCUCCUCGGAAUGGGUACCUUUGGUCCCAUCUACAAAGGCAUGUUCCCUGAUGGCCAGAUUUUGGCUGUGAAUAUUAUUGAGAUGGCGCCGCUGUCCCUAUUUGAAGAAGACCUAUUUCUGGAUGUAAUUAGCAGUGUAUCUCAUUUAAGGCAUCCAAACAUGGCAAGCCUUUUAGGCUACUGUGUGGAGCAUGGGCAGUACUUCCUCGUCUACGCCUAUGUCGGGAACGUGUCUCUUGUUGUUGCCCUGCAUAGUACUCAAGACACUGGCAAGACUCUUACAUGGAAUGAUCGCUUGAGGAUUUCUAUCGGUGUAGCCUGUGCUCUCAAGUAUUUGCACUGUACAUGUGUACCUCCUAUUGCACAUGGAGAUGUAACGGCUGCCAAUAUCUUCCUUGAUCAAAAGCUUGUUCCCCAUCUCCACAACUGUGGGUUGGUCAAUCUGAGGCCCCUCAUUCGAAUUGAGUUGGAGGCUUAUGAAACAGCAACCGAUUCCUUGGGUUACACAGCUCCUGAAUUUCGACAGCCUGGAUUUGAUAUCGAUAUGACAAAGUGUGACACUUAUGGAUUUGGAGUAUUGCUACUGGAGCUCCUGACUGGAAAGAAACCAUAUGACAGUUCGAAGGCAGGAGAUCGACAGUUUUUGGUGAAGCGGGCUGGUAGCUGCUUACAUGACUUUGAAUCUCUUAACAGCAUGGUCGAUGCUGCAAUCAAGGGCCAAUGCGCCUCGAAGUCUUUAUCCCGAUUCGCGGAUGUCAUCAGCUAUUGUAUUCAGCCCCAGCCGGAAUUCAGACCUCCAAUGUCUCAGGUUUCUGAAAUGCUGGUUUCUGUGCUUCACCAAACGGAAUCCAGUGGACAUGACUGAGAUGCCUUUGAUGUCUUCAUUCCCGACGGCCCCAGUGGAUACACCAUGUUAGCAAUUAUACAGUUUUUUUGGACAAUAUAAAUUUAUAGGAUCUUGACUUGAUGUAUCCAACGAAACCAAAAUAAAAAUGAAAAUGUAAUUGGUUACUCAGUUAUUGUAAUUCCAUUUAUUGGUUAAAAGUUCAAUAUUACUCAGUUAUUGUAAUUCCAUUUAUUGGUUAAAAGUUCAAUAUUACUCAGUUAUUGUAAUUCCAUUUAUUGGUUAAAAGUUCAAUGGUUCUUUCACUUG